This is a messenger RNA of Mucor velutinosus, 1371 nucleotides long. RefSeq names its product Mitochondrial-processing peptidase subunit beta. The record is from RefSeq and is a predicted model, not a curated record. Lineage: Eukaryota; Fungi; Mucoromycota; Mucoromycetes; Mucorales; Mucoraceae. Gene Ontology annotation, cellular component: mitochondrion. Bases 1 to 1371 code for a protein of 456 amino acids. The transcript has 4 exons. Gene Ontology annotation, molecular function: metalloendopeptidase activity; metal ion binding.
AUGGCUUCAAGGCUCCUUUCCAAUACCCUUCAAGCUAACGUUGGCUUGACCAAGCAGUUUGUUCGUCCUUUGGCUACCGCUGCCAAGCAAGCUUCAGCUACUCGCAUCACCAACUUGCCCAACGGCCUCACUGUUGCAACUGAGGAAAACCGCUCAUCUGGUGCUGCUACCGUUGGUGUCUGGAUUGAUGCUGGUUCUCGCAACGAAUCUGCAAAGACCAGUGGUGCUGCUAACCUUUUGGAACAUGUUGCCCUUCAGGGUCAAGCUGCCAAAUUCGACAAGGUUGGUGGUGUUCUCACUGCUCAAACCGGCCGUGAAAUCACCUCUUACUCUGCCAGGACCUUGGGUGCCAACGUCAACGCAUCUGUUGAUAUUCUUGCCGACCUCAUCCAAAACACCAACAUUGAUGCUGCUUCUGUUGAUAAGCAACGUCAAGCUGUUUACAAGCAACAACUCGCUGCCGAGACUGAUUACGAGGCCGUUGUUUUCGACCACUUGCACGCCACUGCUUUCCAAGGUGAAGGCUUGGGUCGCCCUGUUGUCGGUAUCAAGGAGACUGUUGAGCAAUUGACCGCCGAGGAUUUGGUUGCUUACAAGAACCAAAACUAUGGUGCUAACCGUAUGGUUCUCGUUGGUUCUGGUGAUGUUGAUCACGAUGAACUCGUUCGUCUCGCUGAGCAAAAGUUCGGUGGCCUCCAAACUGCUGCCCCUGUUGCUGAAAAGAAGACUACCUUCACUGGUUCUGAGAUCCGUCUCCGUGAUGAUACUUUGCCUCAAGCUCGUAUUGCUCUUGCUGUUGAGGGUGCCUCUUACCUCUCUGAGGACUACUUCAACUUGCUCGUCAUGCAAGCUAUCAUUGGCUCUUGGGACAAGAGCUUAGGUGCUGCUGCCAACCUUUCUUCUAGAUUGUCCACCAUCGUCCACAACAACCAUCUUGCCAACUCUUUCACUGCAUUCACCAAGGGUUAUAAGGAUACUGGUUUGUGGGGUAUGUAUGUUGUCACCGAGAACAAGGAUCAAAUCGAUGAUUUCGUCCAUUUCACUCAAAGAGAAUGGGCUCGUCUCUCCACAACUGUCACUGCUUCUGAGGUUGAACGUGCAAAGCAACAAGUUAGAGCUAGUUUGUUGUUGAGCCUCGAUAACACCAAUGCUGUUGCUCAAGAUAUUGGUUCUCAAAUCCUUGCUUCUGGCAAGCGCUUCACUCCCGAGGAGUUGAAGGCCUUUAUCAACAAGGUCUCUGCUGAUACUGUUCACAAGACUGCUAAGCAAUACAUCUGGGAUCAAGAGCUCGCUGUCGUAGGUCAAGGUCCUAUCGAAUGUUUGACUGAUUACCUUAGAGUUCGUGGUUUCAUGGCUUACAACAGAUUCUAA